UACAACACCGACUAUCCUGGCAGCGACAUUGCCAACUUCAAGGCGACGGGCGACUACAACAGUAUGCUCGGUCAGUGCUGCGACGCGUGCAAGAAGCUCCUGGACUGCAGCGCGUACGUCUUGUUUGAAGACGUCUGCUACAUCAAGUCUGCGUCCACCGAGCCGGUGGCCAAGAACGGCGCGACGGCGACCAUUGUCACGACGACGACGAUUCCGGCAUGA
This is a messenger RNA of Saprolegnia diclina VS20, 222 nucleotides long. RefSeq lists its product as hypothetical. The record is from RefSeq and is a predicted model, not a curated record. NCBI's taxonomy places the organism in Eukaryota, Oomycota, Saprolegniomycetes, Saprolegniales, Saprolegniaceae. The annotation marks the transcript as partial. The transcript has a single exon.